Messenger RNA from Ilyonectria robusta, 2160 nucleotides. RefSeq names its product major facilitator superfamily domain-containing protein. The coding region runs from base 422 to 1903 and encodes 493 amino acids. Gene Ontology annotation, cellular component: membrane. Lineage: Eukaryota; Fungi; Ascomycota; Sordariomycetes; Hypocreales; Nectriaceae. The record is from RefSeq and is a predicted model, not a curated record. The transcript is spliced from 5 exons. Gene Ontology annotation, molecular function: transmembrane transporter activity. Gene Ontology annotation, biological process: transmembrane transport.
CCCCUCGGACAGCGUCCUCGCAGCACCACGAGAGAUUAUACUCCAGCCUGACAAAUAUAUGCUGGCGUUAGUGCCGGGGUCGAUCUGACCACUUUCCCGCCCAGUUUAUUCCUCAGAUGCGGUAGACGAGCAAUUACUAAGAAGAGGAGUCACGGCUGGUUGUAGUGAAACCACCCACCUCGCGCCGCCCCGACUAGUUUUUUUUUUCCUGUCCCGUCCCGUCGUCAGUUAAUCAGCAGCUUCUUCGUCCCGUUUGUUUUACGUUCCUGGCUACGACGGCUUUGGCUUUGCUUCUUUGGAAGUCGAUAGUCAAGUUGACAAGAGUCGAAGAGAGGUGUUAGUUCUCAGACUGCACUAGCAGGACUCAACUUGUUGGAAGCAACCCUUCGUCCUGAGUUGUCCGCCCAGUCGCAGUUUCACCAUGGAAGUGCCUCCCAAGUCCGACGGCGAGUCUACGCCACCGGCACAGACUUACAGCCUCAGCGAUGAGCCUCGCAACGACGUCGACGUUGACACGGCCGAAGCGGAGAGACGCCUGGUCCGCAAACUGGAUCUGCACAUCAUCCCGCUCAUCAUGGCCCUGUACCUCUUCAGUUUUCUUGACCGAGUCAACAUUGGCAACGCACGCUUGUACAAGCUCGAAGAGGACCUCGGCCUCUCGUCACAGCAGUUCCAAAUCUCCGUGUCCAUCCUCUUCGUCACCUACCUGCUGUUCGAGGUCCCGUCCAACCUGGUCCUCAAGCUCUUUACGCCGCGCCGCUGGAUCGCCUUCAUCGCCGCCGCAUGGGGGCUCAUCGCGACCCUCACCGGGUUGGUCAACUCGUACGGCGCCUUGCUUGCCUGCCGCCUGUUGCUGGGCGCCGUCGAAGCAGGUCUAUUCCCCGGCCUGACAGUCUACCUGACCUUUUUCUACACCAAGCGCGAGUUGGCCCUGCGAGUGGGCUACCUGUUCGUCAGCGCCGCCGUAGCUGGCGCACUGGGCGGCCUGUUGGCGUACGGCAUCGGGCACAUGGACGGCGUACGGGGCAUGAGCGGGUGGCGCUGGAUCAUGCUGAUCGAGGGCAUUCCGAGUUUUCUAAUUGGCAUUGUGACGUACUUUGCGCUGCCGAACGAUGCGGACACGGCGUACUUCCUCGACGACCGGGAGCGGGCGCUGAUGCGGACGCGACAUGCGCGCGAGUACGGCAACACGGCGUCGAGCCGCGAGUUCAGCAAGGCGGAUAUGAUGAUGGCGUUCAAGGACUGGAAGGUCUGGGCGUUUUGCGUUGCGCAGUUUGGUGUUGAUACCAUGCUCUACGGCUUCUCAACUUUCCUCCCUACCAUCAUCCUCGGACUUGGGAAGUGGACCACGGCUGAGGUCCAGCUCCUUACUGUGCCGUGCUACUUCCUCGGUGCCGCGGCAUACAUGUCGACGGCGUACAUGUCGGACCGGAUGCAACGCCGGGGUUUAUUCUGUGUCAUCUUCGGCGCUAUUAGUGUUGUGGGCUAUGCAAUUCUGCUGGCCGACGUGUCUUCGGGCGUGCACUACUUUGGGUGUUUCCUCGUCGCGGGCGGGCUGUACGUUGUAGUUGGUCUGCCGCUGGCUUGGUUGCCGACCAACUCGCCCCGUUACGGAAAGCGGACCACGGGCACGGGUAUGCAACUGACAAUGGGGAAUGCCGCAGGCAUAAUGUCUGCAUUCAUCUACCCCGCCGCGGACAAGCCUCGCUACACCCGCGGACACGCCGUGACACUUAGCAUGGUCGGCCUGGGAACAGCCAUCUACGCGUUCUUGUGGUUCUGGUACCGCCGAGAGAACCAGCUUCGCGCUGCCGGCGAGAUCAAGGAGAAGCACCGCGGGAUGGGGGAGGAGGCGUUGAUGGAGUUGGGAGACGAGAGCCCGCAUUAUCGGUACACGAUUUAAAUGGGCGAGAGGAACGCGAGGAAUGCCAUGGACUCUUUGAACAGUUGGGGUCGGGGAAUCAGAGUUAUACUCGGGGUGCAUGGAUCAGAAUGAGAUAGAAAAAGUCGGAGACGGUAGAGUUAAGGGUAGCAUUCCUCGGGGGCAUGUAUCGCUUUAAUUACCUCAAACCGAGAGGUUUAGGCUUCCGUUAGUAGAUUUACAAUAUCACCACCAGGACAUACUGGGGAUAAGUUGGAGCUAAGCAAGUAAUCUUGAGG